CCAGAUUGAUGAAGAACAGAAAGCACCUGAUUCCCUGGAGGUAGAAGUUCUACCAUCUCAAUCUACUUUAAAAGGGAAAAUGAAAGAGGAUGUGAAUGAAAUUGGUGCAGCUCCAGCACCUGUGCAAAGCAUAAUCUUCUCUCCUCUUGAGCCUGAACAUUCCAGGCCCUCAGAUGAUCCAAUUCCCCCAAGUCAAGAAAACAUCAAGAAGAAAGAGACAUCCCCACCCCUCUUGGGGAUGUCCUCUUAUCAAUCUCCAUAUACAGGAGGGAGGACAUUUGAUUAUACCAAGAAAUAUGCUGAUGAACCUCUGGGUGAGGAGUUGAAGGAUAAUUCCCGUGUCUUCCAGGUUUAUCUGGAUGAGGCAGAGAACUUCGAUGAUGAUAUGAUGAGAGGAUUCAGAGAAACAAUUGAUUCCUUGCUAGUAUUUGCAGCACUUUUCUCUGGUGUUGUGACAUCCUUUGUCAUUGCAACCAUAUCUGCCCUUCAACCAGAUUAUUCUCAAAUAACUGCAGUCCUGCUAGUGGAGCAGGUUCAAAUCCUCAGAGCUGCAGGAAAUACUACUGCCAUCAAUGCCAUUCCUAAAUCCUCUGUGGAUUUACAGAAUGCCUCAGUGGCUACUGAUGAUCUUUGGAUCAAUGGCCUAUUCCUUGCUAGCUUGUCAUUAGCCCUGGUCACUGCACUCUUGUCAGUCCUUGUCAAGCAGUGGCUUCAAGCAUAUAGCUCCAUAUUAGCUGGAAGUGCCCAGCAAAAAGCCUUGAUCCGUCAAUUCAGAUAUAAUGGACUUGUAAAAUGGAAGGUCCCAGAAAUUGUGGGAAUCCUUCCACUUAUCCUGCAUACAUCACUGGCUCUAUUUCUGAUAGGAUUGUCAUUGUACAUCUCAGAGCUCCACAGCUCUCUGUCCUGGAUAGUUGUCACUGUGACAAGUCUUGCAUUUGCAUUCUAUUUGGGAAGUCUCCUUAUGCCUCAAGUAUGGCUAGAGUGUCCUUACAGGAUACCAUUGCUUUUUGUGCCAGCAGGAUAUAUAAUCUACCUCUCU
Molecule: messenger RNA, 1039 nt
Organism: Lentinula edodes (shiitake mushroom)
Lineage: Eukaryota; Fungi; Basidiomycota; Agaricomycetes; Agaricales; Omphalotaceae
Exons: 5
Source: RefSeq, a predicted model, not a curated record